AUGUCAGACAACUUACCUCUUGAACUCCAACUAAACAUCAUGAAAUGGCUUCCUAUCAGAUCACUGAUUCAAUGCCGAACAGUCUCCAAAGCAUGGAAGUCUCUCAUCGAUAGUGCUGAUUUUAUCAAACACUAUCAAGGCCACAAGCAACAUCUACUCGUAAGUUAUGAAGCUCUUGUUGAUUCUGAACGAAAAUAUGUUUCAAUUGCUGACGAUGAAACAUUUCCCCAAAAGAAAGUUUCCCACACUAUUCCUCUAUUGCUUCAAAACCCUGGAAUAAUCGGCUGCUCUCAUGGCUUGUUGUGUUUGUUUGGUGAUUAUGAAGAUGACAGUGAUGACGCCAUUUCCGAUACUGAAGCAGUUGUUCUUUGGAACCUUUCUAUUAGAAAGGCUGUGGCUGUUGUUCUGCCAUAUUGGGUACAGGGAACUGUUUUAGGUUUUGGUGUGUGUCCAACAACCAAUGACCCUAAGAUUGUCAAGAUUUUACAUGAUAAUAGUUGGGAUGCUCAUAUUUUUACGUUGAACACCGGGGUUUGGAGAAGUUGUAACAAUCUCCCCCGUGAAUCGGUUCAAUUUUCCGAUUCCGAUUUACAACAACAAGUGGUGGAUGGGUUGCUUUAUUGGCUUGCUACUGAUAAGAUAACUAUGGUUGGUGGGUUUACGUCUUGUAAUCUGAUAAUCUCGUUUGAUAUGACGAGUGAAGAGUUUAGAGAAGUAAAGUUCACGAAUAGUUUAGCCCACGUGUGUGAGUUAAAGUUAGCCAUGUCUAAGCUAAGGGAGUCUCUUGUUGUGCUUGAGCGUGAUGUAGGGCCUAACGACACAGUAUGGGGUGUGUGGAUGAUGGAGGAUGGUGAUCCGAAAACAUUUACAAAGCUAUUCAAUGUUAGUGUUAACACACCAUUUGAAUCAAUGGUUUUGGCUAGGGGAUUUAGGAUGACUAGUGAAGCUAUAAUCGAAAUUAUGGAUGAUGAACGUGGACAAUUGUUUGGUUACGAUCCCUGCUCGAAACACAUAAGUAAUCUUGGGAUUGAUGGAGAAGGGUUUUCGUUUUACGUGCAUUCCUACGAGGAAACACUACUUCUGCUUGAUCAACAAAAUCUUACGGUUUAUAAUGAAGUGUAA
Messenger RNA from Helianthus annuus (common sunflower), 1122 nucleotides. RefSeq names its product F-box/kelch-repeat protein At3g23880-like. Bases 1 to 1122 code for a protein of 373 amino acids. The record is from RefSeq and is a predicted model, not a curated record. The transcript has a single exon. Gene Ontology annotation, molecular function: protein binding. NCBI's taxonomy places the organism in Eukaryota, Viridiplantae, Streptophyta, Magnoliopsida, Asterales, Asteraceae.